This is a messenger RNA of Leopardus geoffroyi (Geoffroy's cat), 5933 nucleotides long. Its product is annotated as zinc finger protein 28 homolog. The record is from RefSeq and is a predicted model, not a curated record. Gene Ontology annotation, biological process: negative regulation of transcription by RNA polymerase II. Bases 398 to 5308 code for a protein of 1636 amino acids. Lineage: Eukaryota; Metazoa; Chordata; Mammalia; Carnivora; Felidae. Gene Ontology annotation, molecular function: DNA-binding transcription repressor activity, RNA polymerase II-specific. The transcript has 13 exons.
GAAGCCCAUCGGGCGCUGUCAGUCCCCCGGGAGGCCUGCACUUCCGGCCAGGCCCAGGUCGGGCAUCCAUAACCACCGGGGGGCCGCGAUCCGGAAAAGCCGGAAGCGGCCGGCCCGGAGAAGGGAUGACGGACGCUGUGUAGGCCCAGGGAGGGCUCGAGCCUUGCAGCCUGCGCUCCGCUCAGUCCCGCCGCGGCGCUGGCCGGGACUACACUUCCCAGGACGCUUUGCGGUGGCCGCACACGCCCACUUCCGGCAGCGGCCCGCGGCCCGGGUUGGUGCGGCCCGGCGGUGUCGGGGUCUCGGCGGCCGGGGUGGGCGCGGGGCGGGGCGGGGCCGGCUGGACGCCGGGCGUGCCCGGGGCGGGAGGGCGAGCGAGCGCGCGCGCCGCGCAGACAUGCAGGGGGAGGCGGGCACGGGUAGGAGUGCGGGGUCCCGCGGGCAGGAGUCCCCGCCGCGGCGAGGCGCCCCCAGCACAAAGCCCGGGGCGGGCCGGGGCCGGACUGCGGGGACCCCGACUGCCUUCGUCCGUCCCGCCCGGGGAAGGCCGCGCGGGAGGAAUGGGCUCCCGUCCAAGAGCCAGCGAGGAGCGGUGUCGACGGGGCCUGAGAACCGAGCUCUGCCUUCCAGAGGCCCUGCGCUUCUCCAGGACAGGAGGCAGAAGCAGGAGGCCGCGGGGACAGGACCUGAACUGAAAGCCUUGUCUCGGAGCUUGGUGACCUUCGGGGAUGUGGCCGUAGAUUUCUCCCAGGAGGAGUGGGAGUGGCUGAACUCGGCUCAGAGGAACCUGUACAGGAGUGUGAUGUUGGAGAACUACAGGAACCUGGCCUCUCUGGGACUCUGCGUUUCCAAGCCCGAUAUGAUCUCCUCGUUGGAACAGAGGAAAGAGCCCUGGAUGGUGAAGAGAAGGCUGACAAGAGGCCGGGGCCCUGAUUUGGAGGCAGGGCCAGAGACCAAGGAGUUACCCGCGAAGAAGGACAUCUGUAAAGAAAAGUUGUCCCAGGUGGUGAUCAUGGAGAGACUCACAAACCACAGUCUGGAAUGCUCCAUAUUAGGGGAAGACUUGGAUUAUGGUGCUCUGCUUGAGAGGCCGCCGGGCUUGGUGACCAUCACGAACAUGGCCGUAGACUUCUCCCAGCAGCUGGACCCAGCUCAGAAGAGUUUCUGUAAGAAUGUGAUGUGGGAGAAUCGUAGUGACCUGGGGUCCGUAGGGUCCUGUGUGUCUAAGGCCGACUUGGUCUCUCUGCUGCAGCAAGAGAAGGAGCCCUGGAUGGUGGACAGAGAGCUGCCGAAGGGCCUGGGGUCAGGUCAACAAUCUAUACAUGAGACCCAGGAAUUAUUUCUAAAGCAGGAUUCAUUUGCUGAAGUAACAGACAGAACUUCAAACACUAAUUUGGAGUGUUCCGCUUUCGGAGAAAAUUGGGAUUCUGAGGGUGUGUUUGAAAGGAAGCUGGUAGGUCAGGAGACACAAUUCAGGCAAGAGACAAUCACUCAUAACAAGAUGCUCUCGAAGGAAAGAGAACGUACUUUUAACAAAUCUGGAAGAUGGUUUCAUUUGGACAUUUCAGAAGAGAGAGUUCAUAAUCAUGAUUCAGUUAAGAAAAAUUUUCCCAAAAAUUCAGUGGUAAUAAGACAUACAGGAAUUUAUGCAGGAAAAAAACUUUUCAAAUGUAAUGAAUGUAAGAAAACUUUUACCCAGAGCUCAUCCCUUACUGUUCAUCAGAGAAUUCAUACUGGAGAGAAACCCUAUAAAUGUAACGAAUGUGGAAAGGCCUUCAGUGACGGCUCAUCCUUUGCCAGACAUCAGAGAUGUCACACUGGCAAGAAGCCUUAUGAAUGUAUUGAAUGUGGGAAAGCCUUCAUACAGAACACAUCCCUUAUACGUCAUUGGAGAUAUUACCACACUGGGGAGAAACCCUUUGAUUGCAUCGAUUGUGGGAAAGCCUUCAGUGAUCACAUAGGACUUAAUCAACAUAGGAGAAUUCAUACUGGAGAGAAACCCUACAAAUGUGAUGUAUGUGACAAAUCCUUUAGGUAUGGCUCAUCCCUUACUGUGCAUCAAAGGAUUCAUACUGGAGAAAAACCAUAUGAAUGUGAUGUUUGCAGAAAAGCCUUCAGCCAUCAUGCAUCACUCACUCAACAUCAAAGAGUGCAUUCUGGAGAAAAGCCUUUUAAAUGUAAAGAGUGUGGGAAAGCCUUUAGGCAGAAUAUACACCUUGCUAGUCAUUUGAGGAUCCACACUGGGGAGAAGCCCUUCGAAUGUGGGGAAUGUGGUAAAUCCUUCAGCAUCAGUUCACAGCUGGCUACUCACCAGAGAAUUCAUACUGGAGAGAAGCCCUAUGAAUGUAAGGUUUGUAGUAAAGCAUUCACCCAGAAGGCUCACCUUGCACAGCAUCAGAAAACUCAUACGGGAGAGAAACCAUAUGAAUGUAAGGAAUGUGGUAAAGCCUUCAGCCAAACCACACACCUCAUUCAACACCAGAGAAUUCAUACUGGAGAGAAACCCUACAAAUGUGUCGAAUGUGGGAAGGCCUUUGGUGAUAACUCAUCCUGUACUCAACAUCAGAGGCUUCACACUGGCCAAAGACCUUAUGAAUGUAUUGAAUGUGGGAAGGCAUUCAAGACAAAGUCAUCCCUUAUUUGUCAUCGCAGAAGUCAUACAGGAGAAAAACCUUACGAAUGUAGUGCAUGUGGCAAAGCCUUUAGCCAUCGCCAGUCCCUUAGUGUACAUCAGAGAAUUCACUCUGGAAAGAAACCAUAUGAAUGCAAAGAAUGUAGGAAAACCUUCAUCCAAAUCGGACACCUUAAUCAACAUAAAAGAGUCCACACUGGAGAGAGAUCCUACAACUACAAGAAAAGCAGGAAAGUCUUCAGGCAGAGCGCACACCUUGCUCACCCAAGAACUCAUAAUGGAGAGGCAACAGCACGCCCGUCUUUCCCUUCCACAUCGAGUCCCGUGGAUCUUCUCCCCAGGUUCCUCUGGGGUCCGCCGUCACUGUCGUCCCCCUACCUCCCCGGGGAGGCCAGCCCCGUGGGCUCCAGCUGCCGCCGCCGCCGCGAGGCCUGCGCGGGCCCGGUUGGGGCGGUGAGGCUGGAGGGGUGGACCGGAGCGGAUGUCGGAGCUCUGCCCUCUCAGGGUAAAGCACUUCUCACGAGGAGCCAGGAAGAGGAAGAGGUGAUGGGAGUUGAACUUCUUAAAGCCAUGCCCCUGGAUUCAGUGACUUUCACGGAUGUGGCCAUAGAUUUCUCUCAGGAGGAAUGGGAAUGGCUGAAUCUUGCUCAAAGGACUUUAUAUAAGAAAGUGAUGUUGGAGAACUACAGGAACCUGGUUUCAUUGGGUCUUUGCAUUUCUAAACCAGAUGUGAUCUCCUUAUUGGAGCAAGGUGAAGACCCCUGGAUGAUGAAGGGAGAGAGGACAGGAGGCCUCUGCCCAGACUUGGAGUAUGUUUGGAUGACCAAGGAAUUAUCUCCAAACCGGGACAUUUAUGAAGGAAAGUUAUCCCAGGCAGUGAUACUGGAAAGACUUCCAAGCUGUGACCUUACCUGCUCCACAUUAGGGGAAAACUUGAAAUGUGAAAACCUGUUUAAGAAGGAGCUGGUAAGUCAGAAGACACCUUUUAGUCAAGAGACAGUCACUCAUAUUGGUACCCUUAUUGAGAAAAGAGACCACUUUAACAAAUCGGGGACACUUUUACAUCUGAAUAGAUUAUCUUAUCUAGAGCAGGUAUUUUCCAUAGAAGAGAGAAUAUAUAAUUUUGACACAGAUAAGAAAAGUUUAAAAACACAUUCAUUUGUCAAAAAACAUAAGCAAGUCUUGGGAGAAAAGAAACUUCUGAAAUGUAACGACUGUGAGAAAACUUUCAGCAAAAUCUCAACCCUUACCCUUCAUCAGAGAAUUCAUACUGGAGAGAAACCCUAUGAAUGUGUUGAAUGUGGGAAAGCCUUCAGCCAGAGUGCCCACCUUGCUCAACACCAGAGAGUUCACACAGGAGAAAAACCCUUUGAAUGUACUGAAUGUGGGAAAGCCUUCAGUCAGAAUGCUCAUCUUAUUCAGCACCAGAGAGUUCAUACUGGAGAAAAGCCUUAUCAAUGUAAGCAAUGUAACAAAGCCUUCAGCCAGCUUGCACAUCUCGCUCAACAUCAGAGAGUUCAUACUGGAGAGAGACCCUAUGAAUGUAUUGAAUGUGGGAAGGCUUUUAGUGAUUGUUCAUCCCUAGCUCAUCAUCGAAGGAUUCACACUGGAAAAAGACCAUAUGAAUGUAUUGACUGUGGGAAAGCUUUCAGGCAGAAUGCUUCUCUGAUACGUCAUCGGAGAUAUUAUCAUACUGGAGAGAAACCAUUUGAUUGUAUUGAUUGUGGGAAGGCUUUCACUGAUCACAUAGGACUUAUUCAGCAUAAGAGAAUUCAUACUGGAGAGAGACCUUACAGAUGUAAUGUGUGUGGGAAGGCUUUUAGCCAUGGCUCAUCCCUGACUGUACAUCAGAGAAUUCAUACAGGAGAGAAACCUUAUGAGUGUAACAUCUGUGAGAAAGCCUUUAGCCAUCGUGGCUCACUUACUCUUCAUCAAAGAGUUCAUACUGGAGAAAAACCCUACGAGUGUAAGGAAUGUGGGAAAGCUUUUCGGCAGAGCACACAUCUUGCUCAUCAUCAGAGAAUUCAUACUGGAGAGAAACCCUAUGAAUGUAAGGAAUGCAGCAAAACUUUCAGCCAGAAUGCGCACCUUGCACAACAUCAGAAAAUACACACUGGAGAGAAACCGUAUGAAUGUAAGGACUGUGGUAAGGCCUUCAGUCAAAUUGCACACCUUGUUCAACACCAGAGAGUUCAUACUGGCGAGAAGCCUUACGAAUGUACUGAGUGUGGGAAGGCCUUUAGUGAUGGCUCCUAUCUUGUUCAACAUCAGAGACUCCACACUGGCAAGAGACCAUAUGAAUGUCUUGAAUGUGGAAAGGCCUUCAGACAGAGGGCAUCCCUGAUUUGUCACCAGAGGUGUCAUACAGGCGAGAAACCUUAUGAAUGUAAUGUUUGUGGGAAAGCCUUUAGCCAUCGUAAAUCCCUUACACUACAUCAAAGAAUUCAUACAGGAGAGAAACCUUACGAGUGUAAGGACUGUAGCAAAGCCUUCAGCCAGAUUGCCCAUCUUACACUGCAUAAGAGAAUUCAUACUGGAGAAAGGCCCUAUGAAUGUAAAGAAUGUGGGAAAGCCUUCAGGCAGAGUGUACAUCUCACUCAUCAUCAACGAAUUCAUACUGGAGAGUCAUCCUCAAUUAUUCCCUCCUCCUCACUCCCAUACCACCAAGUCCUCUAGAUUCAAUCUUCUGAAGGCCUCUAGAGUCCAUCCACUUUUUCCCAGUCUGUGUCCCAUUAUCAUAGUCUAAGCGGUAACCAUCUCAUUUUUAUGUUUACAACAGUGUUACAAACAUUUUCUCUCUAGCUCCCCUUAAGUGCAUUUUUAACACUGUAGCCAGCUUAAUCUUUUAAAAAUAGGAGUCAGUAUUCAUGUUAUUUUCCCAUUUAGAACGUUUGUCUUUAAGAAUAUGUUAGAUACCAUUUAAGGGCUUAGCACACGAUCCUUGACAUAUAAUUAGUGCCAUUAAGGUAAGGGUUUCCUUGCUGUUACCUUCAGCCGCAAAUAAAAUCUGGUAGGUCAAGACUAAGAAAUCUAAGGAUUUUAGAGCAGAGGACUCUUCACUCUCCCAGAAGGUAGGGAAAUGAACACAUUCAGAAUUAAAAGAUUCUGUGAUGGACAAGGUAACAUGGUGGCUUACCACUCUCUCUGUGUGAAUAAAUACAAAGACUUGUAGGAUUGCUGAUGAGGAACUCUCCGCUUCACCUGGCAUGCAGAAGUGAGAAUAGGCCAGUCAGAACAAAGGCAUUUGGUAGCAUGUAGGACUAGGCAGGUAUUGAAAACAAAGUAAGCAAGCUAGAAGACU